AUGGUUCGGCCCCCGCCCGAAUUACAGCUAUACCUCCCGCCACAGUUCCGAGACGAAGACCUCGAUCAACGCGGCUUCGUGGACGCCACGCCCGUAGAGAUCGAGAAAUUCAGUCAUAUCCAAGAGGAAAACCCCGUAAGUAUCGCAGCCGGGGGCGAGAAGGAAGGAAAUAGUAAUGAAGGAAGCAAGACUGGUGCUGAUGACGAAGAGGAUAUGAUUGGAGCGACACGAUGGCAAAAAGAGAAGAGGAGAAAACAAAGAUUAUUGGCAAAUUCCGAACAAGCACAAAAACCGUUGAAAAAGGAAGGAGCCAAGGCAAAAGUGUCCCAAAAAGGUUCCGAAGCGUCUACGCAAAGUACAAAAGAUGCGAAAACCAAAGCCGCACAGAAACCUCUCAGCAAAGCAGAAAGGAGGAAGAAGAUCAAGGAAGAAAUUCUGGCCGCCGGCGAGGGGGAAUCAUAUCAGGGAUAUCGUCGGAGAAAAUGGUGA
Hymenoscyphus albidus is the source of this 489-nucleotide messenger RNA. NCBI's taxonomy places the organism in Eukaryota, Fungi, Ascomycota, Leotiomycetes, Helotiales, Helotiaceae. The record is from the annotation of a GenBank genome assembly.